ACAUGGAUGAUGGAACACACUUCAGAUAGAGCCCAUAAACUCGCUCGUUUUUUUUUUUUAAAGUUUGUUUUAUGUAUUUUUAGUUUGGAUGUUGCUUUAGUUUUAUCGAGGAGGAAACCAAGAGACUGAUACUUGAAAAGGGGAUUUUGUUGAGAGAAUGGGGGAUACAUCGAAACCAUUGAUGUUGGUGGCUGUAGACGAUAGUAACCAUAGCUUCUUUGCAUUAGAGUGGGCUCUUGAUAAUUUCUUUGUUUCUGUUGGUUCCAAUCAUCUCUUCAGGCUCAUGGUCAUUCAUGCUCGACCCACUCCAACUACUUUUUUUGGAUUCGGAGGACCCGGAACCACGUCUACUGAUGUUAUAUCACUGAUGGAUUUUGAUUCGAAGAAAGCGGCACAAAAGAUCAUUGAAAAGGUCAAGGAUACAUGCAGCAAGAAAUCGGUGCAUAAUGUGCCAGUGGAAUCAGUGGAAGGUGAUCCUAGAGAUGUUAUCACUGAAGCCGUAGAUAAACACCACGCAGACAUUUUGGUACUUGGAAGUCACGGCUAUGGCGCUGUCAAAAGGGUUGUUCUGGGCAGCGUCAGUGAUUACUGUGCUCACCAUUGUAGCUGCUCUAUAAUGAUUGUGAAGAAGCCCAAGACCCAAGUCCUAAACUGA
This is a messenger RNA of Pistacia vera, 655 nucleotides long. RefSeq names its product universal stress protein PHOS32-like. Lineage: Eukaryota; Viridiplantae; Streptophyta; Magnoliopsida; Sapindales; Anacardiaceae. The transcript has 4 exons. The record is from RefSeq and is a predicted model, not a curated record. The coding region runs from base 158 to 655 and encodes 165 amino acids.